GUGCGGAUACAUUAACAAAAGAAGAUCUUGAUGAAGAUGUUGAAACAGAAGAAAAUGAAGAACCUUCGGAGGAGACAGAGGAAAUGUUGGAUAUUUCAACGAAAUUGGCGGCAGAACUCAACCAAAUAAACUAUUGA
Molecule: messenger RNA, 137 nt
Organism: Scutellospora calospora
Lineage: Eukaryota; Fungi; Glomeromycota; Glomeromycetes; Diversisporales; Gigasporaceae
Source: the annotation of a GenBank genome assembly